UCAAAAUCGUGGAACGAGGCAGCAAAAAGGAAGCAACCAAAAUAUUCAUCACCUCUCUUGCGUGUCUCUUGCGUGUACUGCAGGGCAUCUGCACCGUUCACACAAAAAGGAAGCAGCGAGAAGCAAUGGUGAAUAACUCGCAGCAGGGCAACAAAUCAAUCUGAAACCAAAACAUCACAAAACUGUUAAGACAUCAAUCGAUUCACCAAACAAUGGAAGAGCCUGUUGAGCCGGUGCAGCAGCAGCAGCAGCCGCCGCCGCCAGCACCCAAAACGAAGGAAGAAAUUUUUGCCGCACGGCGUGAAGCGCGGCGAAAGAAAAUUUUGGAAAACUCCAACAACCGACUGUCGAAAAUCGUUGGACAGGAAGUGUCGCCUCCACCGACACCGUCAGACACGGCGGAAGACGUCAGCAUUACCAGCGCGGACGAUUUAAGCAACGAAACAUUUCCCGCAAACGAUGAAACCACCUCGGAAUCUUCAUACAGUGUGUACCCCGACCCGCUGGACGAGCGCUUGGAAUACAUCAGUCCUCAGGUCGAAGCACUGCUGGCAAACUCAGGCCUUAACGAUGAAUCAUUUUUGAACGCGAUGAGUGGUGUUGGUGGUGCUGGUAUGGGCCAGAACGGUGAUAUUUUUCAGCUGCUAAACACCCUCAACCGAGCACAAACGAAUGGUGGUGGGUUGUUGGGUGGCGGUAUGGAAAACACUACCGCCUCGCAACGUUCAUCCGCGCCGAACCGCACCCCGGUGCAGAGCAACGCCUGGUACGCUAGAGCUUUCCGUAGCAAAGUGCAUCUAGUAGUGGCAUCGAUCGUCGCCUACUUGUUGUUCGCGACCGGCAAUGAAUCAUUCAUCGGUGGUAACGUGUUUCUGCCGCUGCUUGCCUGGGAGUUGAUUGAGCUGCUAACCAUCGGGACCGUUGAGCCGGCCGGCGGACAGAAGCUGCUCGGCAUCGUGUUUAUGCUCGGAGGCAUCCCUAUGAAAACUUCACAAACCAUCAUGAAACUAAUGAACACAGUCAACAACGUGCUGAAAGAUGUUGCCUUCUUCAUGUUCUUUUUCGUGCUUACGCAUCUGCUGUGGAGCACGUUGUGGCUGGGGAUCGAGCUGCGGUAUGUGCUAGGAUACGAUCAGCUCACACCACCGUCUUAGUGUUCGUUCGGGGGAUUUUUAUGGACCACCUUCAAGCAGGGUACGGGUACUGCACAGGGAAGAGGUCAUUGUCUUUAAUCUUUCACUUGUUCAAUCCACAUUUAGCUGUCCAAAUGUUCGUUUAGUGUAAAACUAGCAAGGAUUUUUUUUAUUACUACCAUUUUAUCUCGUCAAAAAACUGCUCCCAGUCUGGCAGAAGCAUACCGGCAAUGGCAAGUGUAAAAACUGAAAAGAGGUUGGGAGAGAGAGAGGUAAUGGUAAAGAAGGGGUGUAUAAAAAUAAAAGACGUUUGUGCUUGUUGCUUCGUACACACAACAUUCUAUUACACAGUGCA
Anopheles stephensi (Asian malaria mosquito) is the source of this 1488-nucleotide messenger RNA. RefSeq lists its product as uncharacterized. The record is from RefSeq and is a predicted model, not a curated record. The coding region runs from base 213 to 1154 and encodes 313 amino acids. Gene Ontology annotation, cellular component: GET complex. Gene Ontology annotation, biological process: tail-anchored membrane protein insertion into ER membrane. The transcript is spliced from 2 exons. NCBI's taxonomy places the organism in Eukaryota, Metazoa, Arthropoda, Insecta, Diptera, Culicidae.